Cyclopterus lumpus (lumpfish) is the source of this 1113-nucleotide messenger RNA. RefSeq names its product neuropeptide Y receptor Y7 (gene npy7r). The record is from RefSeq and is a predicted model, not a curated record. Gene Ontology annotation, cellular component: membrane. The transcript has a single exon. Gene Ontology annotation, biological process: G protein-coupled receptor signaling pathway. Gene Ontology annotation, molecular function: neuropeptide Y receptor activity. Bases 1 to 1113 code for a protein of 370 amino acids. NCBI's taxonomy places the organism in Eukaryota, Metazoa, Chordata, Actinopteri, Perciformes, Cyclopteridae.
AUGAGCCCACCAGACACAUGCAACACCACAAGCGAAGGGGCGGCCGGUGAAGCCGACCCCUGGUUUCAACUCAACAACAGCACAGGUUUGCACCCUGGUUUCCACACUGACAUCACCAAGCACCUUGGAGUCCAGAUCACCCUGAUCACAGCGUAUUCCCUAAUCAUUCUGCUGGGGCUGCUGGGCAACGCUCUUGUCAUCUACAUGAUUAUUCGCUACAGAAACAUGCGAACAGUGACCAACUUCUUCAUCGCCAACCUGGCCCUGGCAGACCUCCUGGUGGAUACUCUCUGCUUGCCCUUCACUCUGGUUUACACUCUGCUCGAUGAGUGGAAGUUUGGAGCUGUGCUGUGCCACAUGGUGCCAUUUUCCCAGGCCCUGAGUGUGCAUGUAUCCAUCCUGACCAUGACUGUCAUUGCUCUGGAGCGUUACCGCUGCAUCGUCUUCCAUCUUGGCAGGCGCCUCACGUGGCACUCCAGCUUCCUCAUCAUGGCAUUCACCUGGACUAUGUCUGCUGUCCUGGCAUCACCCCUGGCCAUCUUCAGAGAGUACCGGCAUGAAGAGAUCCCUUCCAUCAACCUGCGCAUCGCUGUCUGCUCCGAGAAGUGGCCCCACGGGACCAGCAGGGGCGGAGUCAUCUACAGCCUCUCGAUGCUGCUCCUCCAGUACAUUCUCCCUUUGGCCAUCAUCAGUUACGCUUACAUCUGCAUAUGGGUCAAACUGAAGAACCACAUCAGUCCGUCCAGCCGCAACGACAGCAUCAACCGCCGCAAAAAGACCACCAAGAUGUUGGCCCUGGUGGUGGUGGUAUUUGCCAUCUGCUGGCUGCCGUUCCAUGUGUUUCAGCUGGCCAGUGAUCUGGAUCUGGCGCUCAGGUUUAAGGAGUACAAACUGAUAUACACAGUGUUCCACAUUAUAGCUAUGGGUUCGACUUUUACCAACCCUCUCCUGUAUGGGUGGAUGAACAAAAACUACAGGAACGGCUUCCUCAUGGUCUUCCGUUGUGAGGAUAAGCCAGAUUCCUUCCACACCGAGGGCUCGUUCAGGACACGUUCCACAAGAAGGCUGACUCUGAAUGGUCGUAAUGGCGGACAACCUCCGACUGCUGUAUGA